AAUCAAAACCCAUUUUCUAAGAUGAGGUCUCCAAUGGCCUCUCUCAUUGCCACCCUUCUAGUGGUGUCAGUCUCUCUAUGUUUGCCAUCGGAAACCUCCGCAGAUCAGUACUCUUACCUCUCUCCUCCACCUCCCAAGAAAUCCCCACCACCACCGGUUUAUUCCCCACCUUACCAUUACAAAUCUCCACCUCCUCCAGUGCACUCUCCACCUCCACCACCACCCAAGGAACAUUAUAAAUAUAAGUCUCCACCACCACCACCUAAAGAGCAUUACAAAUACAAGUCUCCACCACCACCACCCAAGGAACAUUAUAAGUACAAGUCUCCUCCACCUCCACCACCAAAGGAACAUUACAAGUACAAGUCUCCACCACCACCACCCAAGGAACAUUACAAGUACAAAUCUCCUCCACCUCCACCACCAAAGGAACAUUACAAGUACAAGUCUCCUCCACCACCACCCAAGGAACAUUACAAGUAUAAGUCUCCACCACCACCACCCAAGGAACAUUAUAAAUACAAGUCUCCCCCACCUCCACCACCAAAGGAACAUUACAAGUACAAAUCUCCGCCACCACCGCCCAAAGAAAAGGAACAUUACAAGUACAAGUCUCCUCCACCACCGCCCAAGGAAAAGGAACAUUACAAGUACAAGUCUCCUCCACCACCACCUAAGGAACAUUACAAGUCUCCACCACCACCUGAGGAACAUUACAAGUCUCCACCACCACCAAAGGAACAUUACAAAUAUAAGUCUCCUCCACCACCACCACCACCCGUCCACAAGCCACCACCAAACCACUACAUCUAUGCAUCUCCCCCUCCUCCUUACCACCACUAGAGCGCAGUUCUUUUAAGGCAAGGAAGUGAUAAUAAAGACAGAGAUCGGUCAGAAGGGAAGCGAGUUUCAGUGUUUGCUGCAGGACAUGAUCUCUCUUUUUUAGAAGAAGGAAUAAAGGCGUGCAUGUUUUAAGACAAAUUAAAGUGUUUAAUCAGUUCAUGUAUUUGGAUAUUUUAUAGCCAUUGGUCCUUAAUUUUAUAAUCUUUAUGUACUUUUCGAUCUUAUCAAAUAAAGGGUUUGUUAUAUUUGCCAAAAUAAAA
This is a messenger RNA of Manihot esculenta (cassava), 1103 nucleotides long. RefSeq names its product extensin-3. The transcript is spliced from 2 exons. Gene Ontology annotation, biological process: plant-type cell wall organization. The record is from RefSeq and is a predicted model, not a curated record. Lineage: Eukaryota; Viridiplantae; Streptophyta; Magnoliopsida; Malpighiales; Euphorbiaceae. The coding region runs from base 22 to 843 and encodes 273 amino acids. Gene Ontology annotation, molecular function: structural constituent of cell wall.